AUGGGGAGUUUCAAUGGCUCUACAUUCUACAAUCCUCAGUCAAAUCAGCUUACAUUCCCGAUUCUUUUGCCACUGAAUUGCUCGGAAUCGUCACCCACUUGCUUAACGCCGCAACCUCUACUUUUCUCACUGCCCGCCCCAAAAGCGUUUCGUUCCUCUAGGGAUGCUUCUGCAAGUCAUGGUGCCAGUGUGGGUGGAAGCAAUGGCGUUUUGACAGAAUAUACUGAAAACAAUGUCGUAUAUACCGCUGACAUAAAGCCUACUGCAUUUCAAAAGACUCAAACGGUUAUCUCCUAUUUACCACCUUCGGGAUCCCCAGGAUCCUCAAGAUCUUUAGGAUUCUCGUCGGGAUAUUCAGGACUCUCAGGUUUCCCAGGGUUUUCAAGACCCUUAGAAUCUGUAAACUUCACAAAACCUUUAGAAAUUUCAAGUUUCUCAGGACUUUCAGGAUUCUUAAUACCCUCGCAACCGUUAGGUCCCUCGGGAUUCCCAGGAUCCGCAAAACCUUCAGAAUUUCCAAGACCCUUAGAACCUUCAAGAUUCUUAGAACCUGCAGAACUUUCAGGAAUACCUUCAACAACCACCAGAAGACCAUUCUCUUCCUCUCUUACGCCAAAUGAAAUUGGCGUUUCUAUUAAUGUAGCGACUACAGAGGAAGUUCCACGACUUCCUGAAACCAAAACUAGUAUUCCGAGUACUGGUACUGGAAUCACCACUCAAGCUGAUGACGAUCUGCAUCCGCCCCAUAUUCAUAGCCUUGAUGUCGAAUGUAGUAAGACAAUGAUGACGAUCAAUAUCGAAUUCAAUCGCGUUUUCGACGGCAUUAUUUAUUCCAAGGGAUAUUAUGCGAACCCGGAAUGUACCUAUGUGAAACAGAAUUCUGGCUCAACGCGGUACUCUUUCACUGUGAAUCUAAACUCCUGCGGAACUCAAUUUAUCAACGAUUUCGCAGGUGCUGGUCAAGCGUAUUUGGAGAACGUCCUCGUAUUACAAAACGAACCGGAUGUACAAGAAGUGUGGGACACAGUCCGAGGAGUACAAUGCCUCUGGGAAGGAAACAUCAAUAAGGCUCUAACGGUGAAUCUUUCAGUAGAUAUAUUGAAACCGGAUGUCGCUAAAUUUGACGGUGAUACUGCAAUAGCCAAAUUGGAUAUUCAAAUUGGUAAAGGACCUUUCGCACCUGCUGCCGACGGGCUCGUAAAAAUCGGAGAAACAAUGACUUUAGUAGUCUCAGUAGAAGGCGAUCCUGAUUUCGAUCUUCAGGUACGCGACUGCUUGGCGCGAGAUGAAAUUUCAUCAAACAUGCUACAGCUCACCGAUAAUAGAGGUUGCAUUUUAAAACCGAAGCUGUUCGGUGCCUUCCAAAAGACAAAGGAUACUGGCAAUACAGGCGCUUCUAUUAUCGCUUAUGCAUUCUUUCAAGCCUUUAAAUUUCCCGAUGUUUUGGAUUUAUUUAUCGAAUGUAAUGUCGAAUUAUGUAAAACUAAUUGUGAACCUUGUCCGGACGUAAAUCAACAAAUUGAGCCAGGAAGACGUCGUCGCUCGGUAACAUAUGCACAACCUUCAAGCAAUUCAACGAAUUCGAUUCUGUUAUCAGAUCCAGUUCGUAUUGGACGGCGUUUCAAAGUGAUCAUGUUAGACGAUAUAAGUGUAGCAUCCAGCCAAAUUUUGGAUAUAAAGGAAACAGCGGUCGAAGCGAUAAACAUAAAAGAAAUCUGCAUGAGCAGCAGUGGAUUUUACACGAUAUUCUCUCUUACAUUGGGCACGCUUUUUACCGCGAUCAUAAGCGCAGUUGUGUUAUAUGUUAAAUUACAACGAAUCCACUGACCAAAAUCAUG
Wasmannia auropunctata (little fire ant) is the source of this 1838-nucleotide messenger RNA. RefSeq lists its product as uncharacterized. NCBI's taxonomy places the organism in Eukaryota, Metazoa, Arthropoda, Insecta, Hymenoptera, Formicidae. The record is from RefSeq and is a predicted model, not a curated record.